AUUAAAAUUGAAUUUUGUUUUAAAAUGGUGAAAGUUCAUAAGAAAAAACUAAAAAUUAAGUCUUUUCCAAUAAAGCUAACACGCAAAGAAAUUCGUAAACAGAAAAAGAUAGAGAAAAAAGAAAACAAACGUUUAUUUUUUUCCAACAAUGAACCUGAAAUAGCGAGGAAAAUAUUGUUGGUAAAUGGUAAACAGCAGCGAGAUAACAAAAAGCAAGCGAAAACGAAGGCUGCAGAAAGUCUAGCUAUGAAAGCUAAUUUCGAGAGAGUAGACUUGCCCACCGAUGAAAUUUUGAAUUCAGAUUUUUCCAACGGAGAAGCUCAUUCUCGUUGGUCCCAUGUUGCGAAACAGAGCCAAGACGAAAAGGACUUACACCGGAAAAAACCGAAGGCUUCUACAGUAGGUCGCCUCGACAUCGAAGAGCAACAUCGUAGGGAAUUGAAAAGGAAAAGCAAUUUAGAAUCCGAGGCUCGCAAAAGACGUAUCAAGCAAUUGAAAUUGGAAAAUGAGGAAGAAGAUAAACUGAUAACUAAGCUUGAAAAGAAGUUGAAAUUAAAUAAAACUAAAUGCAAGAAACGGUUAGUGCGUAAAAUAUUUAGCGACGGCUUAGAUUUCGCUUUAGAAUUGUGUUUCGACGAUGAGGAUGAACAAAGCAAGAAGCCCCGAGCAUCUCAAGAUACAAACAAAAGUAAACUAUUCACAGAGCGUAGCUGGAGUGAUGAGGAGCAAGAUGAAGAACGUUUUAACACCACAUUCGGUAAUGCCGAUGACGUUGGAAGUGAACGCUAUAAUAACUGCGUGGGUAACGAAGCUGAAGAAAGUGAUAGCUGCUGCGAUAUAUACACUUGCAAAGAUGAAGAAGAAUUAGAAGAGAAACAUCAAGAAGAUAUCUAUGGCCGCAAACGUGACAAGGAUGGGAAUAUAAUAAAAGAUUUACAGCAAAAUGCGCGAAAGUAUAUACCACCGCAUCAGAGAGGUACUACGUCAGCCAAGAUAGAUAAAAAAGAAUCAGAAUUAUUGGAUGGUUUGCAUCGUCAAUGCAAAGGUUUAUUAAAUCGUUUAUCGGAAACUAAUCUUUAUAAAAUAUCUGUGGCUUUCGAAAAGUUGUACAUGAACAACUCUCGUUCCCACAUGAAUGAAACGUUAAACAAAUUAUUGCAAAGCGUCCUAAUCGGUCGAGUGCUAUCUAAUGAGAGAUUGGUUCAAGAACACAUGGUUCUCUUAGCAUAUUUGCAUGCACACAUUGGCAGUGAAGUUGGUGCAUACUUUCUGCAAAUAUUUAUCGAAAAAUUUGACCAGCUACUUAAGGAAUCGGAUGACUUCAGCAUCGAAGAUAAGCGCCUUAAUAAUAUAUUGUUGAUUUUAAGUUAUAUGUACGUCUUAAAGAUUUUUGAGUAUAACUUGUUCUUGCAAAUUAUAGAGAGAUUAUCAGGUCAAUUAAGCGAAAAAACAAUUGAAUGUUUGCUGUUAAUCUUUCAGUCAGUUGGAUUUAAAUUACGCAAAGACGAUCCAUCGGCCUUCAAACAGAUGAUGUUAGAUGUGCGAUCAAAAAUUUCCGCAGCUCCUUUGGAAUUAAAGGAAAAUCUACGCCUUAAGUUUAUGGUUGAUAUUCUUAAUGCAGUAAAAAAUAAUAACGUGAGAAAAAUACCUAAAUUUGAUCCAGAAAUGCAUGAAAAUCUUCGCAAGAAACUAAAGGCUAUGUUAAGAAAUGACAAAUACGUAACCACUUUAAAUAUUGCCUUAGAUGAUUUAUUAAAAGCCAACAGCGUUGGAAAAUGGUGGAUUGUCGGCUCGGCUUGGUCAAACGAUAUCAAUGAAAUAUCAAACGUCGAAAAAAGCAAGGCUAAUGAUAUGAGGAAGGAUAGUAACGGCAAGGAAAGAUUUUCAGAGAAACUUUUAGCUUUAGCCAAGCAGCAGAAAAUGAAUACAGAAGAAAGACGUAACAUAUUUUGCAUAAUAAUGAGCGCUGACGACUGUAUGGAUGCUUUCGAGAUUUUACGUUUGUCCAUUAAGGAUCAAAGAUCAAUCGCUUAUGUUAUCAUACAUUGCUGCCUAAAUGAAAAAUCAUCUAAUCCUUAUUAUGCUCACUUAGCUUUGAAAUUCUGCCUCUACGAUCGUAAAUAUCAGUUAGCUUUCCAAUUCGCAUCUUGGGAUCGUAUAAGUGAUAUUGAUGCUUUGAAUACAGCCCAAUUACGCAAUUUGGCCCAAUUUUUGCAGCAUCUUAUACUACACGGUGGGCUGCAGUUAUCAACAUUGAAAGUGAUAGACUUUUUACAAUUGAAUAAACGAAACUUUGUAUUAAUGAGAGACAUAUGCAAACAUUUGUUGUUGACCAAGGACGAGCAGAAGCUUUAUCAAUCGUUCGAAGUUUUAGCUAAAAAUGAUAAAUUACGACACUUCAAGCAAAAUAUGAGUCUCUUUUUGCAUCACUUCCUACUCAAGGAGCAAGGCAAUACUCUAAAAUUAAGCGACGAGCAAUUCGAUUUAAUGAAACAAAGAAUUGAGUAUAUUGACAAAUUAUUAGUGUAUGUUGAUUUAUAAUAAGUAAUAUUAGACAAGAGAAGAAAUGAAAAAUUGUAAUGUGUUUCAUUCAUAUUAAUGGU
Molecule: messenger RNA, 2603 nt
Organism: Glossina fuscipes
Lineage: Eukaryota; Metazoa; Arthropoda; Insecta; Diptera; Glossinidae
Product: nucleolar MIF4G domain-containing protein 1 homolog
Exons: 2
Coding region: 25-2541 (838 amino acids)
Biological process (GO): ribosomal small subunit biogenesis
Cellular component (GO): nucleolus
Molecular function (GO): protein binding; RNA binding
Source: RefSeq, a predicted model, not a curated record